GCUUGGACUCUCACUGGACAAUGGCUCCAUCUCGUCGACGAUGCGAAGUUUGUGGUUCCAAACAAUGGAGAAAGGAACCCUCAAGUGGUUUGAUUACUUGUAAAGAAGGCCACGUCCUCCAGAAUUACAGGAACGAAACCCGAGAAAUAAACGAUCUGGGCCAUCAUGUACUUAAGAAGAGGACUCUGCGAUCAGUAAGGAAGAAGAAAGGGAGACAGAGUCGGGCAGACCCAAAACUGUAUCACGGAGAGCGCGCCCGCUAUCAUUAUUUCCAAUGCCUCCAACUCAUACUCCGUAUGCAAAUUCAAGCGUUAAUCAGGCUUUGGGAACUUCCUGCAGAAUAUGAGGUUAUAUGCCGAGACGUCUGGGCAUUACAUCUCAAACUACUACGUAACCCUCCACCUGCCGAACCUUAUCUGUAUCGACAAGAGCAGCAAGACGGAGGGGAAUCUUCUACUGCGAAGGCUUCAUCACAAGACCAGGAACUUGGAGCGCAACCGCAAAACCUUGUGCCCCAGGAGGAUGAAGACGACGAACAGGAAGAAGACGGGGAUCGUUCGGAAGACGAGGACAUACGUUCAUCUUCUUCGAAGGCUUCGUCCUCUAGGUCGUCUUCUUCACCAAGUGAAGAUGAGGAUGAAGAAAAGGACCCUGAACUGGCCGAGUUACUGCGUGAAGCUUCUGAGGCGCCUUCUUCCCCUUCCGAGGACGAAGACGACGAACUCUAUGCCAGUCAACGGCCGCCCGAAGACUGGGACGCGUACAAGAAGAGGAAGAGAAGACAUCGCAAAUCAAAUAACGGAUAUGAUUCUCCUGCUGGUAAUCUGGCUGUUCUUGUGGUUGCUUGUUGGACUUUGAGGCUGCCGAUAACAUACAUGGAUUUCGUUAGGGUCAUUAAGGCGUACGAAUUGCCCUAUCUCGACCCUGUCCGUUUACUUCCAGCUCCUCUCACUCGACACUUGCCGAAACACACCAUUCAGGCCCUUUCACCUCAUCAUGCACCAUCGGUCCUUCACGUUCACAGGUUGACUUCUCGGCUAGCCAAGUUACUUUACACUUCGUUUCGUGUUUACACACCGGAGAUGCAUGGCGCACCAAUGUUGUGGAGAGCCGUACAGUGUCUUCAUGGAACGCCGACCCUAUACACCCUUAGCAAGAAGCUUGCCAGCGUUUUGCAGUUACCAAUGACCCUACAUCAUUCUCUAACAACCCGCCUAAAGCGUCACAAGCAAAAUGACCCUGGAUUUCACAUGUACGAUGAUGCACCAGUAGAAGUCACCCUGGUAGCUGUUGUGAUCAUUGUUUUGAAGCUGGUCUAUAGGCUUGGUGAAGAGUCCAGGCCAGGUCCAUACUCUGAUAACGACCCUCUACAUGCAUUGCCAGACCUCGCUUACUGCAUUGAAUUAAUCGAGGCGGAUAAGAAGAAGGCAAGCAAUUCGAUGGAAGCCCUACUAGCGACCGAUUCUACUAUGUCUGCCCUUGAUUUAGAUGACCAUCUUAUGGAUGAGUAUCUAGAGUUUUGUCAAGCAGCGCUUCUUCCUCGAGAAGAUCGCCUGAACGACCGUGAUGUAGCAACCGAAUUCUUCCCCUUGCAAUCUCUUCCUGAUCGUCCUCCCGACGCCUCAACAUCGACAACAAGCUCAGGAUUCGACGAGUUACCAAAACUCUCAGCAAUGUGCCUACCCCAAGACGAUGAUGCCCCUCUGCCAGGCCAAGAAUACAAAAUUUACAGCUCAGCGGACUUGUUGGGUUCACUCCCACUUGAGUACGAGCUAAUAUUGGACCAGGCAGCCAAGUGGUGUGGAGUCGAUGAAAGCUACGUGUCUCGAGCCGUCGAACGGUUCGAACGGCGGUUGUGCAAAUGGUGGAACCGACUUCAGAAGCAAACGGGAUCAUGAAUUUCAUACAUACUAUCACUCCAUUCCCAUGCCUCGAGGGUGACUAUUUUCAGGGACCCUGCAAACUUGUCUAUAUUGUAUAAAUCAACUCCUAAUCGUCCCCUCCGAAAGCGGCGUCUAAAGUCAUUCAAUUCUGAUAUGGAGUCCCAGUGGCGAGUUAUGCAUUAAGCUAGGUCGGCGCAGACGGGCGUCUGUUGUUGGGGGGUCACAGUGCACGCGAAUGUGACGAGUGGCGAAUCGUGACAUUCAACGUCCGAGGUUGUGCGUUGUUCAAACCAUCCGCUAUUCUAUGAGGACGCACUCCUCAUACUAACAACAUACGGUUUGUGUGUCUGCCUGGAUUGUGGUAGCGUUGCUCAAGAUAGCACGUGCGUCAGAUAAUAGCUCUCUUGCCCCGUCCUGAAAGGUACGAACAAAGACAAAGACUUAAUUCCAGCUUGAAUUGGCU
This is a messenger RNA of Somion occarium, 2346 nucleotides long. Lineage: Eukaryota; Fungi; Basidiomycota; Agaricomycetes; Polyporales; Cerrenaceae. The record is from the annotation of a GenBank genome assembly.